Macrosteles quadrilineatus (aster leafhopper) is the source of this 2549-nucleotide messenger RNA. RefSeq names its product protein kinase C and casein kinase substrate in neurons protein 1 (gene Synd). Gene Ontology annotation, cellular component: cytoplasm; plasma membrane; endosome. Bases 300 to 1736 code for a protein of 478 amino acids. Gene Ontology annotation, biological process: plasma membrane tubulation; regulation of endocytosis; cytoskeleton organization. The transcript is spliced from 10 exons. NCBI's taxonomy places the organism in Eukaryota, Metazoa, Arthropoda, Insecta, Hemiptera, Cicadellidae. The record is from RefSeq and is a predicted model, not a curated record. Gene Ontology annotation, molecular function: protein binding; phospholipid binding.
GGGAGAAAAAUAAUAAGUUUAGGUCUUAGGUGUCGUCGUCGCGGAUGUCAGUUGUAUGUAGGCCUAGUUGAAAAUAAAUAAAUUAAAAAUGUUUUGACGUGAAGUUGAAGGUAGUGAUUGAUAGAUUUUGUAAAAAUUAUUUUUAGUGUUUUAUCGUGAAAGUGUUUGUUGUGAUAUUAAUGUGUUUUGUUCAUUAGUGAAGUGUUCACAUCUGCUGCUCCGUAGUUGGGAGGUGGACUAGCGAAAAGGAGUUACUUUUGGAUAACAGUAUACCUACAUCUCAAGGUGGAUCUUGAGAGAUGUCUCACCACAGUGACGACACGAUGCUCAUCGCAACCAGCGACUCCUUCUGGGAGCCGAACAACUUCAAGCGAACUACCAAACGGAUAGAAGACGGAUAUAAGCUAUGCAACGAUCUCAUGGCUCUGGUACAGGAGCGAGCAGACAUUGAGAAGGCCUACGCGAAGAACCUCAAGGGGUGGGCGAAGAAGUGGAACGAAAUCAUCGAAAAAGGGCCUGAGUAUGGUACGACGGAAGCUGCUUGGAAAGGUGUGUUGGUAGAGGCAGACAGACUAUGUGAACUUCACCUCAAAGUUAAAGACAACUUGGUCAACGACGCGAUACAACAGGUCAAGACCUGGCAGAAAGAUACAUACCACAAGUCAAUGAUACAAAUCAAAGAACGCAAAGAGAUGGAGGAUGCGUUCAAGAAGGCGCAGAAACCGUGGGCGAAGCUGCUACAGAAAGUGAACAAGGCCAAGUCUGACUACCACACGGCCUGUAAACAGGAGAAGUCUGCGUCCAAUCAGGAGCGGAACGCCACAGGAGACAGCUCCUUUUCCAUGGACCAGGUACAGGUGAAGAAGAUGCAAGACAGGGUACAGAAGACCAAAGAGGAGGUACAGAAGUGCAAGGAGAGGUACGAACUGGCUCUGCAGGAACUCAACGGCUACAACCCCAAAUACAUGGAAGAUAUGUCAGUAGUAUUCGACAAGUGCCAGGAAAUGGAGGCUCAGAGGCUUCAUUUCUUCAAGGAAACUCUUUUCUCUAUUCACAAAUGCCUCAAUAUCUCACAGGACCCUGACCUACCUCAGAUUUACGAAGAGUUUUACCACACAGUAAACAAUGCAGACCAUGAAAAAGACUUGAAAUGGUGGUCGAAUAACCACGGAGUAAAUAUGGCAAUGAACUGGCCACAGUUUGAGGACUACACAGAGGAAUUUAGAGAGAUCGCCAAGGGAAAGAGCAAGGAGGCGUUGCCGGCCGGAAGCAUCACACUCAUCAACCAACGGCCUGUCGGCGAGGAUCUGCAUGAGUUCCCCCCAGUUAAUCACAAGUCGUCGACCAAGAAAAUAGCGCCAGUCUCGAGUCAAAUGGCCAAUAACCGUGUCAUCUCUACGGACGCAACAGACUCCAAGAAAACAGAAAAGACUGAGAAUAACGGAACUGCAACCACCAUCACGAACGGUAACGGCACGACGGGCAGCAGAGAAGGGAACCCGUUUGAAGAGGAGGAGUGGGACGAGGAGGGAGGAGACGCGUUGGUAGACAACGGAGAACCUGGCGUCCCAGUCAAGGCGCUGUACGACUAUGAGGGAGCGGAGAGUGAUGAACUGAGCUUUAAACAAGGUGAUGUAUUUGAGAAGCUAGAAGACGAAGAUGAGCAGGGGUGGUGUAAAGGCAGGAAAGACGGCCGCGUCGGUCUCUAUCCGGCCAACUAUGUUGAAGUGGUGUAAUAGACACAUCUCGUAAACUGUUGUUUUGUUUUAAACUUAUCUUCCUCUAUUUAGUAAUAAAUUACUUCUAUUGUAAUGUUUUGCUUUUUUUAAGUGGUUUUAAAACGAUCAUUUCAUUUUUUAAAGUAUUUUCAGUAACUGAUAAAGGUAAAAACACCAAAGACUCGAUUUUAGUAUUUUUUUUUAAAUAAUUGGUCGUGCAAAGUAUUAAUCACUUAACAAAAUUAGUGUUUUAUUGAAUACGCUGUGCUAUUUAUUAUUUAGUCAAGUUUAGUUUGUUGUUUAUUAGGUAGAAGAUAAAAUAUUUAUUUAAUACUUGAGAACAUUCCUUUUUUGAUUAUUUAGUUUUAUUUUUCUUCAUGUACCUAGUACAUCUUUCAAACAUUUUAGGUGUUUUGAUGUUUUUAUUUCUAUCAGUUUGCACACAAUCACGUGUUAUUCAACAUCUAUUAUUUUAAUCUUAAUGAAAAGCAAUUAUUGUUAGUACUUAUGAUUAUUUGUAUAAAAGUAUUGUUUUCGUAGUCGAUUGUACAAUAAGUCGUAUGCGAUGUUUCUUUAAAGUUUUGUUGAUAUUUUGAAAUAUUUAUUGUUACGAGUGGAGUGCUAGCGGUACCGAACUGCUCAACGUCAGGUAUCUGUAAUUAUGUAUGUAUAAAGCAAACCCAUUAUAGAUAGGAUAUAUUAAUAUUGUAGUAAAGUGUAUUUUGUUUAUUUUUAUCUCUGUUAAACCGAGUCCCAGGUUGUGUAUUUAUUUUAAAAAUAUUGUACACAUGUAACAUACUUUUAAAUAAUAAAUUGUUUCUAGCUAUAAAA